Molecule: messenger RNA, 1473 nt
Organism: Carya illinoinensis
Lineage: Eukaryota; Viridiplantae; Streptophyta; Magnoliopsida; Fagales; Juglandaceae
Product: phosphopantothenoylcysteine decarboxylase-like
Exons: 4
Coding region: 393-1031 (212 amino acids)
Biological process (GO): coenzyme A biosynthetic process
Cellular component (GO): phosphopantothenoylcysteine decarboxylase complex
Molecular function (GO): phosphopantothenoylcysteine decarboxylase activity; FMN binding
Source: RefSeq, a predicted model, not a curated record
GAAGUGAAGUGACGAGAGAGAAAUUGAAAUUGCCGAAACAGAGGCACAGGGAGGGUUACUGCAGCGGGGGCUUGAAGCUUGGAGGAAGCAAAUCGAGUUUGAAAACGGUUCCUUGAGAAUUAUAGUAUAAGGUGCGUUUUUAGUCCUUUUCCUUGUUGAGUUUGGAAGAAAAAUACCACCCUAGAAGGACUCAACUUUCAAACCCCCUCCCCUAACCCCAGAGAUCCCCCCCCAAAAACACAAAAAGACCCUCCCUUUGACACCGACGUCGCCGGGCCAUCUUCCGUACCGCGAGCACUGGUUCUCCUUAAUUGGGGCUCAAGAUAAUGGGAGGGCUUAAGAUAAUGGAGUAGGAAAGAUGGAUUCAUGUGUCAACUACAAGUAGCUUAGUUAUGGCAAGCUCAGAACCUGUGAAUGUAGAGAGGGAUCCAAUUCAAGUUAAUGGUACUCCCAGGAAACCACGGAUUCUUCUUGCUGCAAGUGGAAGUGUGGCAGCCAUAAAGUUUUCAAAUCUCUGCCAUUGUUUUUCAGAAUGGGCUGAAGUAAAAGCUGUUGCCACUCAAGCAUCUUUACAUUUCAUAGAUAGGGUGUCACUACCCAAGGAUGUAGUUCUUUAUACUGAUGAGGAUGAAUGGUCAAGUUGGAAGAAAAUUGGUGAUAGCGUGCUUCACAUUGAGCUGCGUCGAUGGGCUGAUAUUAUGGUCAUUGCUCCAUUGUCAGCCAACACACUCGGCAAGAUCGCUGGGGGAUUGUGUGACAAUCUAUUGACAUGCAUUGUGCGGGCAUGGGAUUACAGCAAGCCAUUCUUUGUCGCACCUUCCAUGAACACGUUGAUGUGGAACAAUCCUUUUACAGAGCGACAUCUCAUGUCAAUUGACGAGCUUGGGAUUUCUCUCAUCCCACCUGUCACAAAGAGGCUGGCUUGUGGGGACUAUGGCAAUGGUGCGAUGGCAGAACCAUCCCUUAUCUACUCAACAGUAAGGCUUUUCUUAGAGUCAAGGGCUCAACAAGGUGGCAGUAACAUUCAGUAACUAGAGUAGUAAAGCUGGCAUUUGCUCAUCUUUAAAUGCAGAAGAAAAGCUGUCUUUUUUUAGGGGCAAUAUAAGAAGUUGGCUUACUUGCAUGACAUGCGGGUUGGUUGUAGUCUUUUUAGCUUGUAAUGCUUGUUCUGUUUAGUGUUUAUCUGACAUAUCAAAUCUAUGUCUAGAAAAUGCUUCUAGGAUAUGAUUUGAGUUGGAUGUUGUCAUGCUGAUUAUUGCUUUCUGUACAAGUGGAUGGUCGGGAUUAAGGUGUGUAUCUUUCUAGUGGGGAAGCUGACUUUGUUGCCAUGUGUGUUGAAUGCCAACAGUGCUCAAGCUUCGUAUAGAGCCUUAGAUGGGCUUCGGAGUAGGAAUCUGUUUAUGGAGUCUGUAUAACUAACUAUAAAUACUGAUUCAGUCCUGAAUAAAAUCAUUGAGAAACAUUUUCAAAGUA